Messenger RNA from Tachysurus vachellii, 1570 nucleotides. It is a transcript of the gene ppcdc, whose product is annotated as phosphopantothenoylcysteine decarboxylase. Gene Ontology annotation, cellular component: phosphopantothenoylcysteine decarboxylase complex. Lineage: Eukaryota; Metazoa; Chordata; Actinopteri; Siluriformes; Bagridae. Bases 194 to 847 code for a protein of 217 amino acids. The transcript has 5 exons. Gene Ontology annotation, molecular function: phosphopantothenoylcysteine decarboxylase activity; FMN binding. The record is from RefSeq and is a predicted model, not a curated record. Gene Ontology annotation, biological process: coenzyme A biosynthetic process.
UACACUCGUACCUCAUGUAACGGCUAUGUUGACGGAAGUGAAACGAACAGCAAUAGAAUUUGCAAAACACGCGUUUACAUUAUGCUAAUUUGAGCUUUAUUAACGUUGCCUGUUAUACAUGUAGAAACAGUUCAUCCGACUUUCAUUAGAAUAUAUAUAUGUAUAUAUUUUAUUUACAAAGCGUUAACGUGCAAUGUCUCGAACAAUGCAGCCGACUUGUGAUUCUCACGUUAGCUCGAUGCUAAAUUUGAGCUCUACUGGUUCCACCUUCCGUGUUCUUUUGGGUGUAACUGGUAGUGUUGCAGCAAUGAAGUUGCCUUUGUUGGUGUCACAACUUCUCGAAAUACCCGAAAUUGAUGUACGGGUGGUCACCACAGACCAUGCUACCCAUUUUUACAACGUUGCUGAGGUUCCUGUCCAUGUCUACACAGACAAAGAUGAGUGGGAGAUAUUUAAAACACGCUCAGACCCUGUGCUACACAUAGAACUGAGACGGUGGGCCAACCUGCUGGUCAUUGCUCCACUGGAUGCAAACACACUCGGCAAGAUUGCCAGUGGUAUUUGUGACAACCUUCUGACAUGCAUCGUAAGAGCGUGGGACACGAGUCGCCCUCUACUCUUUUGUCCUGCCAUGAACACGGCUAUGUGGCGGCAUCCGAUCACUGCCCAGCAAGUGGCCACACUUCAGGGCUUUGGCUAUGUGGAGAUCCCCUGCAUUUAUAAGAAACUGGUCUGUGGAGAUGAAGGCAAAGGUGCAAUGGCAGAGGUGUCAACUAUUGUGGAUGCCAUCCGAAAGUAUCUUCCAAGACCAGCUGAGAAAAUCACAGCACAUGUUGAUAAACACUGAAAGUGCAAAAUAUAUCCUACUGUGAAUGUAUAUAGUUUUAUAGAAUAAAUAGUUUUCUAUAAUGUGUGAUUUUUAAGUUCUUAUAUUUUGGGUAUUUUAAAAAGACAAAUUUUAAUGUUAAAAAAUUAAAAAAACAAACAAAUGUGCAAUAAAGUCAUUUAAAAAUGUAACUUUUUAAAUGAAAUUUGAAAUAUACCUUUAAACAUUUAUUUCAAUUAUAAGUGAACUCAGUGAUGAAAGUUUUGUGCAUGUUUUUUGAUCUACCUUUGUUGUACAGCCUACAGUGUCAGAUGUGUUAGUGAAAUAAGUUUGAUAAAUAUGAACUGAAUGUGAGUGAAGUUUAAAUGUAUGUAGGGACCCUGGCUUUCUUUUUUUUUUCUGUUUUUAAGAACAGGGUUUCUGAAUUAUUUUUGGUCAUGUUUAAUGGUCAGCAGUGGGAUUAGUUCAUGUCAUGCUUCAGUAAACCUUCUUACCAAUGCCUAUCAAGUUAUACUUUUGGGAAGGUAUUUAUCUAUUUUCUAUGUUAACCUACUGAAGCUGCCAUCUCCAGAUAAAGUUUCAUAUUGAAACUACAUGCAUACUCAAGUGUUUAGCUGUUGAAGUAAUCAGAUUGUUAGUUUUUUUAGUAGCUACAAUAUAUUGAGUCUGUCAUAUUCAUUUGCGUUCGUGCAGUUCUGUUUUACACAGUGAUCAGAUUUGUGACUAAACUGUAUAUGAGUAUUA